AUGGCGUUUGAAAUGUUCAAAACAGGGCCCGAGUACUCGAGCGAGUUCAAGUUGUUCAAGGGGCUCGUCGACGACGAAGUCACCGUCGAUGAUGCCGUACAAUGGGUCAUCGGCGCCACCAUGGACCGUCUGGAAGGAUAUGGUCCGGGAGGGACGAUCGACAAAGCCGAUGCAGUUACAUUCAUGGCCAUUUUGGAACUGGUCAUGAGGAUCGACCAGGCUCAAUAUGGUCCGUUGGUUGCUUUCUUGAAGGAGUUGAAGAUGUACAACGCCGUCGAUUCAACCACGGGCCUGGUUCUCAAGGCACGGAACGGCAGCUGGGUGUGGUCACACCUUCCUUCACUGACAACCUGCGCCCGGAAGAUCCUGGCUGAAUUUGAACGGGAUGAUGACUAUCUAUGCGAUCCGAACGUGGACCCCGAACAACAAAUCAGAUGGGCGAAGAUGAACAUCUUUCUCGCAAAAUCAACACAAGCGGCCGAUGUUAAAUAUACCUCCUCGUCGCAGGUCUUCAUCAGCGAUGGCAUGGAUGAGUCACAUAUCGGACUAUGUGGACUGAGACAAAUAUUCGAAGAGGGUAUCCCAACCGAGCAACUUACGUCUGGAGUCGGCUUGCUCGGCGUGUGCUACUGGUUCAUCUGUGCCGGUGACCGACUCUGGGAGAAUGUCCUCAAUGGCCGCCAGUACAACAAGUACGAUGGCCGGCCAGGCGACAUGUUUUGGGAUCGGAAUUGGCGGGGCUUUGAGCGCGAGAGAUGGGAUGUCUGGCAGAAAGGCCUGCGUGAUGCGCAGGAUGCCUGCCUUCCGGGCCAAGAGGAUGUCAAGGACUUAAUAAGUCGCGCUUUGUCUAAAAUGGAGAGUCUAACAAACGACUCGUCGUGUCAAUGA
This is a messenger RNA of Penicillium salamii, 888 nucleotides long. The record is from the annotation of a GenBank genome assembly. Lineage: Eukaryota; Fungi; Ascomycota; Eurotiomycetes; Eurotiales; Aspergillaceae.